UUGUGGAUGUGCGUGCCAAACGUUUCAAGCCGAUUGACAAGCGCCGUACAAAAGGUGAACUGGUCUAUCAGCUGUUUCUGGACGCGAGUUUGCCGGAACGCGAGCCGUCACCCUACUUUGCAAUUGACUCUGCAAUGGGAUUGGUACGCUUGAAGAAAGCAUUGGACUAUGACGACGACACCCAGCCGAAGCAUCAUCAGCUUAAAGUGUAUAGCUUAAGCGACGAUCAUUUCAAGAUCAAUGACCGUGGUGAAAUUUCUGCUCGGAAGCGUCUGGAUGCGGAUCAAAAUCGUGAACGUUUCUACAUCUACCGAUUCAACGUGACGGCUACUGAUCGUGGUGAACCUCCACUGAGUAGCACUGCUGCGGUCCAUAUUCGUACGGAAAAUACGAAUGAUGAAGCGCCGAUAUUUAUUCCAACCGGAAAUUAUCAAGCUUACGUUGCUGAAGAUGCACAGGGUGGAACGCCGGUGGUGCAAAUUCAAGCAAUCGAUCCAGAUCGAGAUCAGGUGUUCUACGCAUUUUUGCUACCGAAUGGCAAUGAAGCUGUAUCAACUGGUUUAUUUGAAAUUGAUCGCGAUACGGGUAGGUUAUUCCGGAAUUUUUUUUUUGAAUUUCUUUUGCUGCUUUAUUGA
This is a messenger RNA of Gongylonema pulchrum, 635 nucleotides long. The record is from the annotation of a GenBank genome assembly. Lineage: Eukaryota; Metazoa; Nematoda; Chromadorea; Rhabditida; Gongylonematidae.